CGCUCCUAUUUUCUAAUCGACCAAAGAAGGUCUCGGAUUUGGCUGUUUUCUUUUUAAUCAUCAUCAUGGAUUAUUACGUUGUUUUUAAACCUCUAGUAUGAUCCGUUCUGAACUUUUCAUGCUUAGAACGCAAAGCUGCUGGACUUCGGAACAAUUGAUAAUUAUCCAGGCAUUGUGAAUUAGGUUUGGAACAAGGAGCAUUCCAGUCUUGAGUUAAGUUUUUCUGGCUACGUCCGCUAUAAACACAAUUGCGUGCUAUGAUCAUGACGACAGCCUUUACAAAGCGUCCCGUACUACCAAAACGCGACGUCGCCCACGACGCACAAUAAUCACAUCCUUGAAAACAAGUACAGAAGUACCGAACAAAUCGCAAAAAUGGUCUUUCAGCAGAACCCGCUGCAGCAAGGCGUGCUGAAGGCGGAGGUGCAUCCUCCGCGGCACGCCCAGGCGAUCAAUCGGCAGCUGGAGAAACAAGUCCCCGUCCUCGGCGUUAAGCGGGCCAUUCGUGGCGGGAGCCGGAACCCGAUCUUUUACGCGCAAGAGACCGUGUCCGGCCUCCAGAAGGAGCUGUGUGAAGACCUGCACGACCAAUACGCGUUGUUCCGCCAGGAAACGGGGCCGCUAUUCACAAAGAAUUUCAGAAAUCGAAACACGGAGCAGGCGGUGAAGUUACUCACCGGCUUCAGUGAGGAACUCUACAAGACGUUUCACACAGCGAGAGAUGCGGUAGGUUUUUUUUCGUGCUUCAAUUGCAUUUCUUGAUUUUUGUUUCACUCUGACACCGUACGUUAUAAUUCGACUUUCACAUGGAUGCUGUACCGCCAACGUAGACUAGAGUCGCCGAAGAAUCUUAUCGUUUUCAACCUAACACCAACAGCUUCGGCGCGCCAUCCACGACCUGGCGCCGCGCACCCAGGUGAGCCCGAACCGGACCGCGAGCCGCAAGCCGCCGCUGACAGGUACCACGGUCUUGAGCAGCAGCAGCCGGAGCUGUACCCCAGAGCAGCUGCAGAUUCUGCAACAGGAAGAGCAGGGUCUCGUCCUCGGAUUGGCGUACUGGGAGCUCGCGCACAUCUUGCUUUUCGACCUGUACGCAGAGCACCAGGUCCCCCUGCUGAUUGCGAAGUGGUACACGCGGCACUACUUGGAUGAGUUUCUCCUCUACGGGAGGCAACCCGCCGACAAGUGGGCGCUGGUGAUCCAGUUGAUUCAGCUGGACUUGAAAGACGAAGCGCUGGGCUGUCUGAAGGAGCUCGCGGAAGAGGAACAAAACAUCCGCGUGGUCCAGCAGGGCGGGAGGAACAACAAUUACGCGCUGUCUCCGGGGGUGAUGAGUAACGGAAGUAGCGGGGUAAUUAUAAAUAAUGCGGACAAAACGGACACAGAAAAGGAUAUCGAGGUGCUGAUCGAGGUGAUACAGCAAACGCUCACGCACAAGCAGACUUUCGACGCGGUCGUGCGGGAGGGCCAGGACCCCUUUUCCGGAAACAAGGACUUUUUCCUCAUCUCCGCCACGGAGCGCUACUGGCAGAUGCGCGCCGCGCAGCAGGAGAUCGCCCGGGACCGGCUGAUGGAUGUGUGCACGGAGCCCGCGAAGGAACUGCUUUCCAUCUACGCCGGCGAGCGAGUCACGGCAACCAGCUGGGUGCAGCAGCUGCUGUUUCGCUACUUGUGGCAGAAAGUCGAGGUCGUGCCCGGGAUGAGUCUUGCGACCGCGAAAAGCGUAUACUUUGCUUUUGGGUUACAGAAAGGAUUUUUAUUCGCAUAUUUGUUCAUCUUUCGUGCAUGCCGAAGUUGGUUGCAAGUGCAACUACGAUCGAAUGAUUUUUGUGGCAUAUUCCGCACUGCAUGUACAAAAAUCUUCGUACUACACAGAUUCGCAACCUGGGCUCGGACUGUCUUCAGCUGAUGGAAGAAUACGCAGAAGAGGAAGUAUCGGACUCGGACGUGGUUAUCCAGCUGAUUUUCCGCCGAAAUGGGGACGGUUUGCUCCAGUACUUUGCGAACGACAACGAAAGUCAGGACGUGAACCAAGCGGUGCUGGCCCAUUUCGCGGAAAUGCUUUUUCUCACCGGACAGCUGUCGGAGGAAAUCAGACACAUGUACAUGACCGAAUACAACGCGUUUCUGUGCCGCGCGGGCCUGUUUUCCGAGUCUCUGACGUAUCUGGAUCCCAUCGCGCACGCCUCGCUCAUCCGGGAAACGUUUCAAUGCAAGUACUUACGCGAUUAGAAUUCUUCUAAUUGGAUGUGAACUUGCAUAUUCGUAGCACCCUGGGAACUACAACUCAAGUUGUGCUUGUGACUUAAUUCGUUUUGCAUGGAACAAGAAACGCGCUUCUACUUGUACUUUGUCAAUCACCUACCCAAACAAAAAACCCAGGUGGUGGCCCACGUUGACCUCAGACGAGCGGCGCAUGGAAGCGUUCGAACGCGUCCACGCUGACCAGAACGUGUACAGCGUCCUGCGCCAAGAACCCUCCGUCCUCGCGUCCGUCUCCUGGGCCCGAGCGCACGACUGCGUCAGAGAGGGUAAGCUCGGGCUGGCGAUCUACUGGGCGGUGACCGGCGGUCCUGGCGACCGCGUGUCCGCCUGGUUCGACGAGUUGCUGGAAAGAAGUGACGGAAGUACAGAUGGUGCGCACGUGGUAGAUGACGUCCUCGACUGUUUCUGCACGAACGAGAUCGGCGCGGGGGAGUGGCGGAGCUUGGACGACUAUUUGGACGCGGAGGGGCAGCUGCUCUUCGACAACCCAAUCUACAACGCGCACCAACCUGAUCUAGUGAUUGAAAACAGCGACAGACAAGACAACUAUCACAACAAUAAAGACCAGAUCCCGCCAGAGAACGCCCUCCCCAUCCCGCCACUCUGGGUACGCGAAGUCAGCGAGAACCGCGACUACCAGCUGCCAGCGGACUGGAACACAUCAGGCAGGCUGUACUUCUUCGCGUUCUGGAGCUUUGUGAAGCAAAAGAAGGCGCACUUCAAGGAUUUGCAAAAAUUAGUCCAGCUUGGGCUGUGUCCGCCGGGGCAGAUCAACGCCAUCCGGGCGCGGGAUUUGCUUCCCUACGGCGCCGAGCACUUGACCAUGGACGAAGUGUUUGACUUGGUCACAGAUCAGUGCGACUCCGAGUUCAACGACGGCGAGUUUGCGGCGUAUCGACAAGCGAUCGUCAUGAGCGCGCUGUCACAGGGUAUUGCCCCAAGGAGGAGUAAAUUGGAUCUGUGAGUUUUUUCCAUUCCAUAGCGACAAUCUAUACAACAUGCAGGUUACCACGCA
Amoebophrya sp. A120 is the source of this 3280-nucleotide messenger RNA. The record is from the annotation of a GenBank genome assembly. Lineage: Eukaryota; Dinophyceae; Syndiniales; Amoebophryaceae.